CUUUUAUGCGAACAAAGAUGACGGAGGCUUCUUCACCCAUCAUGGACACCGAAGAUCCUGAGUUCCGCAGGGAGUUGCGUAAGCAGUACCGCGCACUUCACCAGGAGGCUCGAGGACGAAAGGAUGCAUACAUCCAGCCUAAUAGUUCUUCUUUGCUUGAGAUGGUAAAGAAGGCGGACGCUCUCCACAAAAAUGUAAAGCGAACAAGAGAGCAAGCCGUUGACGCGGAGCUCAUGUGCACGCUUGUUGACUAUGGCGUCGAAAUGUCCAAGAAACUAGGCCAUCAAGGCGCAGCUUCUUUCACACCAUCGGAUUUUAUCACACGCGUUUGCGCGAUGUAUGUGCGAGGGUGGGAUCCGCAAUUUCAGGCUACGUUAGACCACGGUUCGUUAGAUUGGCGGGUGUUCGGUUCUUCAGUGUCCAAACGAUUCAAGACUCCGCAACUACCACCGUUUAUGAACGGUGUUCUAGACACCGAGUUGAAGAAGCGCAAAAAAAAUGCGAAGAAACGAAUAUGCGCGCCGAACGGCCCCGUUGUAAACCCCGAAGAGUUGGAUAACACUUUAAAUGAACAACAGACAGACCACGCCAUGAAACAAAUGUUGAAACUUGUUAAGAAACGGCGGGAGCGGAAUCCGGAGGAACCCUUCCGCGUGGACGAGCUCGUGGCGAAUCCAAAGUCAUUUUCGCAGUUUGUAGAGAAUGUUUUUACGCUCUCUUUCUCUGUGAAGGAUGGAGAGCUUGGGUUUGAGCACCGAGGCGACGACGCAGAUGAGUGCCCGGUGGUAGUAAAAAGGGGGAAGCCGGAGGGGGGACUGGUUGGGCGAUCAACUUUCGUGAUGCACUUAGACCUUAAAGGUUGGCGGCAGAUGGCGAAAACGAACAAGAUGAUGGUAGGCGCGGUGCCUCACAGAGACGAACUUGUAGGUGAAGAGAAAGAGAAGCCAGGCUCCAUUUCCACCACUGUGGGAAGAGGAGUUGGAGGAGGCAAGGUUGGUGGUGUGGAAAACGUGCAAAAUAGUUAAAUUGCUAGCGCUGGUGAGGUUGUUUCGAACUCAGUAGAACUGGAGGAGGCACCAUCUGAGCUUCGAAUCAACUCGGAAUGCGCGCGAUCUUUUUUAAAGUGACGCAGGGGUUUUGUAAUUCCACUUUUCGAACAAAAACUAUAAUCGAAGGUACCAAAUUUGUAUUAGUAUUUCACUGAAUCUAAUG
Messenger RNA from Micromonas pusilla CCMP1545, 1212 nucleotides. RefSeq lists its product as uncharacterized. Bases 42 to 1025 code for a protein of 327 amino acids. Gene Ontology annotation, biological process: DNA repair. The record is from RefSeq and is a predicted model, not a curated record. The transcript is spliced from 3 exons. Gene Ontology annotation, cellular component: Smc5-Smc6 complex; nucleus. NCBI's taxonomy places the organism in Eukaryota, Viridiplantae, Chlorophyta, Mamiellophyceae, Mamiellales, Mamiellaceae.